UUGAGGCUAAGGCUGCUAAAGACCCCUCUUAACCCGGGUUGCCGGGGUUCCUCCGCCUACUGGACGUCCUUGGGGUGCAGCCCAGGAGGUUCAAUCAGAAGGAAGGUGGUAAAAGGGGAGGGUUCAGUGCCCAGGGCACAGAGGGGACCCCUCUAUUAGGGGGGAAAGAAGCACAGGCUGCGGCCGCCAGGGCUGAAGAACCCUCCCCCUGUUCGUGUCUCCGGAUCCACCCACCGCGACGGAGCGUCCCUGGGAGGGCCGCCCGGGCCCCGAGGGGGGAGCCGAGGGCUGGCUAGUGCCAGUCGGCGCCGAGGGCGCGUUCCGUUGCCGCGGCGGGUGGUACAGGCUGGCAGACACGCGCUGGCAGCCGCGGGCUGGCAGCCCGUACCCCAAGAGGAGGAGGGGGCAACUGCUGGCGAUCGCCAGCGCUCUGCCUUGGGGGCCGCCCCCUCGCCUGCCCCCAGCCCCGCCUCCCGAACAGGGGCCGCUGUCUCCGCUCCCGGCCGCGCGACUGUCGAGCGCGCACUACCUGGGCGCAGGGGCCCUGGUUUUCUCGUCUGUUCAGUGGGGCUUCCGUGACUGUGUCUCAGUUUCUGCGUGGAUGUGUUUGUGUGGAGCAUGAAAAUCUUUGUGUCUGCUUCUCUGCGAGGUACUUCGUCUGAGCCUCAGUUUCCUCGUCUGUAAAUUGGAGUUAAGGGGAGAGCUGCCCAGGCCUUGGGGCGGGCGGCCCAUGGAGCCGAGGCUGCUGCGGGCCGCGCAGGAGAGCGAGGUCAUCGUCCAGCAUUACAACUACACCGGCAAGCUCCGCGGUGCGCGCUACCAGCCAGGCGCGGGACUGCGUGCAGACGCCGUCGUGUGCCUGGUCGUGUGCGCGCUCAUAGUGUUGGAGAACUUAGCCGUGCUGGUCGUGCUCGGACGCCACCCGCGCUUCCAUGCGCCCAUGUUCCUGCUUCUGGGCAGCCUCACGCUGUCCGACCUGCUGGCCGGCGCCGCCUAUGCCGCCAACAUCCUGCUGUCGGGACCGCUCACGCUGCGUUUGUCGCCCGCGCUCUGGUUCGCUCGUGAGGGCGGCGUCUUCGUGGCGCUCUCCGCGUCCGUGCUGAGCCUCUUGGCCAUUGCACUCGAGCGCCUGCUCACCAUGGAGCGUCGGGGACCCGCGCCCGCCGCCCGUCGGGGGCGCACGUUGGCGCUGGCGGCCGCCGCCUGGGGCUUGUCGCUGCUCCUCGGACUACUGCCGGCGCUCGGCUGGAAUUGUCUGGGCCGUCUGGAGGCCUGCUCAACGGUCCUGCCGCUCUACGCCAAGGCCUACGUGCUCUUCUGUGUGCUCGCCUUUCUUGGCAUCCUGGCUGCCAUCUGUGCGCUCUACGCGCGGAUCUACUGCCAGGUGCGUUCCAAAGCGCGGCGCCUACGGGCGCACCCCAGGACUGGCGAGGGCGCCUCGAUGCGCGCCCGCCACACACCGCGCUCCUUGGCGCUGUUGCGCACGCUCAGCGUGGUGCUCGUGGCCUUCGUGGCUUGUUGGGGCCCCCUCUUCCUGCUGCUCUUGCUGGAUGUGGCGUGCCCGGCGCGCGCCUGCCCUGUGCUCCUGCAAGCGGACCCCUUCCUGGGCCUGGCCAUGGCCAACUCGCUCCUGAACCCGCUUAUCUACACGUUCACCAACCGCGACCUGCGUCACGCGCUCCUACGCCUCGUCUGCUGCAGCCGGGGCCCCUGCUGCCGAGACCCAGGUGCCUCCCGGCGGUCCGGGAGCGCCCCUGGGGCUUCGGGCGACCUGCACCGCUGGCUGCCUCCCGGCCUGGAUGGGAGCUCCAGCCGCUCCGAGCGCUUCUCGCCCCAGCGGGAUGGGUUAGAGACCAGCGGUUCCACCGGCUGCCCUGGUGCACCCACGGUCGCUGGGACCCUGGUAACCCCACCAGCUACAGACUGACGCCCUUUGAGUGCCAUUGCUCUCCCUCAGAGCUCUUUUGCAGACUUUCUUUUUAAAUAAAGGAAUUUAUAGGAAAAAGCAGCCAAAGAUGAAGAUGGUGGAGGCAGAAAAGACCUAGGAAAAUAUAUUAUAUUGACGCUAAACUCCACAGCAAUGAACAAAACAGACAAAAAUCCCUGCUUUUGUCCAACUGAUGUUCUUGUGUCGGACUCAGAGAUGAUACCAGAGUGAAGAAGCGUGGAGAUGAUUCCGGUGACAAUACAGUGAUGCGAUGGUGGUCAGGUGAUGCCUUUUGAAGAGGUGGUAAGAUGUUAUGGGAGCUGAGGUGGUUAUUAUCCUGGAAACUUUAAUUUUUGGCAUGUGGGAUCUUAGUUCCUUAAUCUGGAAUGAACCCACAACCCCUGCAGUGGAAGCAGGGAGUCCUAACUAUGAACUGCUAGGGAAUUCCCUGUCCUGGGAACUUCUGAAGGAAGAGCAUUUCAGAAUGGGGGAACAGCAGGUGCAAAGGUCCUAAGGCUAGAAUAUGCCUGUGUGUUCUCUCAAAAGCAAAGAUCCUAGUGCCCCUGGAGCAAGGAUGGAAAGGCAGAGAAGAAACAAAGAUAGGAAAAUAAUGGGGCGGGUGGGGCAAACCCUUACAGACCCAGGGGAGAAACUUCUUUUGCUCUGAAUGGAGUAGUACUCCUGGAAGGUUCUAGGCAGAGGAAGGACUUAAUCAGGCUCAGGUAUUUACACAUGCCUCUGCCCUCUGUAGAGGGUGAAGCCAGGAGAACUGGGUGAUGGUAACUGCCUAGGGGAGUGAUGACAAAGACUGGGAUGGUAUGGGUUCUCCACAGACUUCGGAGGAAUUGGACAGAAUUAUUGAGGAAUUGGGUGUGGGGGAGAAAGGAGUCAAGGACAGGUGUUCACCUUUAGAGGAGAGGCCAAAGACGGAGCACCCCAAAACUUGACUCUAGGAGACUCAGCCUGUUCCUCUGUGAAACAAGAUUUUUUUGAAAGUGGUAUCAGAUCCUUCAUAAAAGAAUAAAAAUAUAAUUGAAUAAUAA
Messenger RNA from Cervus elaphus (red deer), 2970 nucleotides. It is a transcript of the gene S1PR5, whose product is annotated as sphingosine-1-phosphate receptor 5. Gene Ontology annotation, molecular function: sphingosine-1-phosphate receptor activity. The record is from RefSeq and is a predicted model, not a curated record. Gene Ontology annotation, biological process: G protein-coupled receptor signaling pathway. The coding region runs from base 731 to 1927 and encodes 398 amino acids. Lineage: Eukaryota; Metazoa; Chordata; Mammalia; Artiodactyla; Cervidae. Gene Ontology annotation, cellular component: membrane. The transcript is spliced from 3 exons.